This is a messenger RNA of Suillus plorans, 460 nucleotides long. RefSeq lists its product as uncharacterized. Lineage: Eukaryota; Fungi; Basidiomycota; Agaricomycetes; Boletales; Suillaceae. The record is from RefSeq and is a predicted model, not a curated record. The transcript has 2 exons. The coding region runs from base 47 to 283 and encodes 78 amino acids.
CUUCACUAUUUGUUGGUUGACGAAUGCAUAGUGGUUUGGCCAAGUCAUGGACGCAACGCGUGUAUCCGCCGGUUUAUAUGUCUCACUCAUGAUCAUGAAUAAGUUGCGACACCCUCAUGAGGUAGAGAUGGGGCAAUACUUCACGUCAGAGCCGCUUGCGUCGCAUCCCAAAAACCAUCGUGUUCCUUUUCUUGAGUGUCGUCGCCAUCGAACGAAAAAGUUGAUUGUUAUGCUGCUGCUAUUCUUUUCACUCAGCUGCCAUUCGACACAUUUAGUGAGGUGACGGAGUGUUUUAGAUAACUAUUUGAAGUAGGACAUCAGCAAAUGCUCAUACUGUCUCAGCGAGAUAUCAUAGAUCUGCUGUUCAUGCACAAUAAUUAGGUGGCACAUCGUGACUGGAUGUGGAUGAACAUAAUGGACGUCAAAAACCUCUAUACCGAGCCCUAUCAUCCUGUUGAUA